AUGGAUGCCUGCAACAAUUUUGACAAUUUUGGCCCUCUUUUUAAAUCUCGUUUGGAUCGAGUAUUGAAUCAAUCUACAAAUUUUAAAGCCGUCUGUUUUGCUCAUCAUAUUGUUAAGCCGGUACUUCAGGUUGGGCCAACUUGUGGUUUUGCAUCAUUAUCCAAUGCUUUAAAUAUUUACAACCUAAAAUCUCCAAAUUUAAAAGAUUUAGUAAAAUUGGGACGCUUUUUUGGAAUAACAAACGGAGGGGAAAUAUUUUCUGUUGAAUGGUUUUGUAAUUUUAUACAAAAAUAUUGGCCUAGUCUACACCCAAAAAUUGCAGAAUUUGGCGAAAUGAAGUCUUCAAUAAUUGAAUAUUUUGGAAGAAGGGAAAAUAAUAAGAUUCCAACAAUUCUAAUUCCAUAUGAUUGUGAUAGAGGAAAUUUUGAGCCUUGUAAUCGUAAUGGACUUGGAGCGCAUUGGGCUAUUUUGACAGGGUGUCUUUUACUUUGUGAGGAUAAUGGAGGAGAAGAAUCUAAUGAAGAAAAUAUUAAAAUAAUUAAUUCCUCAACUGAAUUUAACAACGUUGUAAAUGGUAUGAAAUGGGACGAGAAAAAUUUAUAUUUAAUUGGAUAUCAAGGAAAGAGCAGGUCUGUUUUCAUUUUUGGUGUUUUAAGGGCUGACAUCAGAGGUGGGUCGGAAUCCAGAUUUCCGACGUUUUUUUCUUUCUGA
Molecule: messenger RNA, 711 nt
Organism: Meloidogyne enterolobii
Lineage: Eukaryota; Metazoa; Nematoda; Chromadorea; Rhabditida; Meloidogynidae
Source: the annotation of a GenBank genome assembly